Messenger RNA from Solanum pennellii, 1460 nucleotides. Its product is annotated as tubby-like F-box protein 7. Gene Ontology annotation, molecular function: protein binding. The record is from RefSeq and is a predicted model, not a curated record. Bases 75 to 1262 code for a protein of 395 amino acids. The transcript is spliced from 4 exons. NCBI's taxonomy places the organism in Eukaryota, Viridiplantae, Streptophyta, Magnoliopsida, Solanales, Solanaceae.
GCUCUCCUUUAUUCUCUCUCCUUCACACUAUAAUUUACAGUUUCACAAAAAAAAAAAAAAAAAAAUUCAUCAACAUGUCACUUCGUCGUUCAUUUCUCUCUCGGAGAAUCAUCAGUCGAUCUUUUACAUUUUCCAAAUCAUUCAAAGAAUUCAAACUUCCAGAACCUUCUACUAGAGAUGAUUUUGCUGUUGGAGAUGAACAAAACGGCGCCGCCGGUGAAUCGGAUUCCGGCGAUGCAACGUCGUCGUGGUCGAAUAUGUUGCCGGAGCUGUUGAGAGAGAUUAUACAGCGAGUGGAAGCUACGGAGGACAGUUGGCCUCUACGUCAAAACGUCGUCGCUUGUGGAUGUGUGUGUAAGAGAUGGAGGCAAGUUACUGAGGAUGUAGUUGAGUCGUCUCUUCAGGCUGGGAAAAUUACUUUUCCGUCUUGCCUUAAACAGCCAGGGCCUCGGGACCCUCCUCUUCAAUGUUUCAUCAAGCGUGACAAGAAGAACGCGACCUUUUACCUAUAUCUUGCACUUUCACCCUCAUUAAUGGACCAGGGGAAGUUCCUCUUAGCAGCCCGGAGGUACAGAAAUGGUGCUCACAUUGAAUAUAUAAUAUCUCUCGACGCAGAUGAUUUGUCACAGAGAAGUAAGGCGUAUGUUGGGAAGUUAAGAUCGGACUUUCUUGGAACCAAUUUUACCAUAUAUGAUAGUCAAGCCCCACGCAAUGGGGCAAGGCCGUCAAGCAGCCGGUCUUGUCGACGUUUUGCAAGUAAGCAAAUUAGUCCCCAAUUACCAGCUGGUAAUUUUGAAGUGGGAAGUGUUUCCUACAAGUUAAACCUGCUGAAGUCAAGAGGACCAAGGAGGAUGAUUUGUUCGCUCAAUUGCCCCUGUCCUGGAGAAGCUGCCUCGGACAAAUCUCAGGAUGCAGCUGCCUCGGACAAAUCUCAGGAUGCUCCGAAGAAGAAGCAGGCUGGUUCCGCAGAAGCCAACUCUACAGUUCUGAAAAACAAAGCUCCACGAUGGCAUGAGCAUUUGCAGUGUUGGUGUUUAAAUUUCCAUGGAAGGGUCACCGUUGCAUCUGUGAAAAACUUUCAGCUAGUGGCAACGAUGGACCAAAGCCAACCUGAUGGAAAAGGUGACGAGGAUACAGUUAUCCUCCAGUUUGGAAAAGUAGGAGAUGAUGUCUUUACAAUGGACUACAGGAAGCCUUUGUCUGCUUUCCAAGCGUUUGCAAUUUGCCUGACCAGUUUUGGUACAAAAUUGGCCUGUGAAUAGAUUCUUUAGAACUUGUAAUAUACUUCCUAGUUUGCUUUUCGUUUUUUCGUUUUCUUCGGGUGCACAGUGACACUUGUUUAAUCUAGUAUCCUCUACUCGUGCUAUUUAGUAAAUGUAGUAGAUGUUGGGACCAAGUGUAAUUUAACCUUUAUGAGAAUUUCAACAUCAAUGUAACAAAUAGCGGAGUUUUCUGUACUA